This is a messenger RNA of Drosophila elegans, 4486 nucleotides long. RefSeq names its product regulator of G-protein signaling 17 (gene Dhit). The transcript has 7 exons. Bases 1548 to 2381 code for a protein of 277 amino acids. NCBI's taxonomy places the organism in Eukaryota, Metazoa, Arthropoda, Insecta, Diptera, Drosophilidae. The record is from RefSeq and is a predicted model, not a curated record.
CUGCUUGGAAAUCAGUCGCCUGUCUUUGCCCGAGCGGAGAGAAUCUCGAAUCUCGAAUCGCUCGAACCGACUUUUUCGAGGAUUUUGGCUUCUGGGUGAUUGUGUGCUGUGUGGUGAGCAGCCAGAAAAUCGCAGAGCGCAGAAAUCGAAUGGGAAAUCGAGAACGAAGGAAUAUAAAAUAAAAUAUGGCCGAGGGCGAGAUGUGAAAAUGGAAAUGUGAAAAUGCCAGUCCAGGCCAUCGUCGAGUGACCACGAAAAUUGCAGUUCCCCCACUAAUUCGUAUUCUUACAACAAAAAAAAACAAAACGAAAGCAAAGCACAAGCAAAACAUUUUCGGGGCGAAAAAAGAAAUAUAUAUACAAAUAUACACACAUUUCGAUUCCAAUUCUAGUGGCAAAAAUUCGUAUGUACUCGUCGGUUGCUCCUCAAAAUACAUACAUACACACACAAACGCGUCCCCCUUUUCCCGCCCACCCAAUUCGCCACCCAAAUUCUCAAAGAAAAUACGUGUGUGUGCUUGAGUGAAAAUAUGAACGGAAGAGCUGGCGAAACAAUACAAAAUAAAAUAAAACAAAAUCAAAUAAUAUAGAUAGCUAGAUUAAGGCGAUGGUCAACAAAGGAACAAAAGCAGCUGACUUGUGACAAGUGCAACGACCAAACAAAAAUCUACAUGUUGCAGCUGUUGCAGCAGCAACAUCAUUGCAAGUGGAGAAAAUCACGCAUACGCCCCAUCCGCCCAUCGGGCCAAACAAUGCGCUCCACUUAGCCAAGUUGCGUGUCAAACACACUUGUUUGGAUAUGUAUAUGUAUAUCAGUGUAAUGACUAGCCCAAGAAAUAAAUAAAGGCCAGAAUAACCAGAGCCAACAACAACUACGGGGGCAGCUCCAGCUGCUCAUAAAUUUCGUAAUCGUAACGCUUGUGAAAUGUGCCCCUUGGUGCACGGGGCCAUUGAAUCGCUAGAUUUUUGCCCAUGAAUCCAGAGUGGAAUAUGUAAAUGCCGUAGGCGCCACCACCAACAAAUAGUUCGCACCAACACCAAACGCCCCCCCAAAAAAACCCAGGACCCAAAAACCCACGCGAAAUCAGGAUCCCCGAUAGGUUUAAGUACUCGAAUAGUUAUCUGAAAAAUCGAAAAGAAUUUAUGGAAUUUUUGGGCAUGUAAAAGUUCCCAAGGAAAACCUGAGAAAAAAAUAAAACAAAACGAAAACUAAAACUAAAGCAAAAACCAAGAGCAGCAGGAGAGAGAGAGAGGGAGGCAAAGAGCGCCAAAGAGUGGGAACCUUCGAUAAAAAAUUAUUAGCAAAAACAUAAAUACGUAACGGCCUCGUUCGUUCUCCCUUUGCCUUUCCUCCAAGGAAAUAUAAAUCCGAGCAAGAGAAGUCGAAUCGAAGAAAAGAGCACGAGAGAGAGAGAGAGCGGGUGAGUGGGUAGGUCAGUGGCAGUGGGCGGUCCGCCAGCUGGGGCACCAGCACCACCAUCACCCCCCACUUUCACCUCCACCUCCACCACCAGCGUCAACCUCAACUUUCAAAGGGCAGGUAGCGGCAUGUCCUGCACCGUUUCGGAGCUGCCCAGUGGCUGUCGAUUACGCGGCAUGACUGCAUCCUCACAGCAAAGUGCUGCCAACAAUAGUGGCAACAAUGGCAAUGGCAACGGCGGUGGCGGAGGAGUAGGCAUCGUUGGGGGCGGCGGAGGGGGCGGCAGCUUGGGCGGAGUAUCGCCCACCGUGGGCGGCGGCAGCGUGGGAGUCGGCUCCACGGCCAAUGUCCUCCAGGAGUCCAAUGCGGCCACGUUGCAGCGUCCCCAGUCGCAGAAGCCGUGCUGUUUCUGUUGGUGCUGCUGCUGCUCCUGCUCCUGGGGCAAAUGUCUGGCCAUCAAGAAUGCCGAUGAAAAUGCGCCCACGAAGCGAGAUCUCGUCAAUGCCGAGUUCCUAGAUGGCGAGCAACCCACACUGGAGGAAAUCCGCAGCUGGGGCAAGAGUUUCGACAAGCUGAUGAAGAGCACAGCUGGUCGAAAGGUGUUCCAGAACUUCCUGCGCAGCGAGUUCAGCGAGGAAAACAUCCUGUUCUGGCUGGCCUGCGAGGACCUCAAGAAGGAGAGCAGCGCGGAGCUGGUGGAGGAGAAGGCGCGCCUCAUCUACGAGGACUAUAUCUCGAUCCUGUCGCCCAGGGAGGUGUCGCUGGACUCGCGGGUCCGCGAGAUCGUCAACCGCAACAUGAUCGAGCCCACGACGCACACCUUCGACGAAGCUCAAAUCCAGAUCUACACACUGAUGCACAGAGACUCAUAUCCGAGAUUCCUAAACUCGCAAAAGUUCAAGACACUCGCUCAACUGCAAGACAACUCGAAUGCCGGCUCCAAGGCGGAUAGUCCCACUUAGAGAGUUUCGCCUGGGCCUCUUCGGAUCCCGGAUCGGACUUUGAGCCUAUUCAGUUGCGCUGUAUUGACUUCCGUUGUUGCUCUCCAUGGGUUUUUCUCUGGUUUUCCGCCCCGCCGCUGCUGCAAUCGACUAAGCAAUAUGUAUCCAUUAGUAGAACCAUUUAAGCAGCCCCGAAAUCGCGAAUUUCCGGAUCCCGGAGGGGCAGGGAAGCCAGACGAUGUGCAUUAUGCGUAAAAAGGAUUCCUGCUCUGCCUACGUUCUAGUCGUUAACAAACCAAAGAGUCAAGCACAUACACUAAGGAGCUGGUUUGACCACAGAAAGCAUUUUCCAAAGAAAACAAAAAAAAACCAAACCAAAAAAAUAACAACCAGAAAGCUAAUACGAAACGAGCGACACAAAUAGCAUCUAUUGUAAUACUAGUGAUCUAAGAGACGUAUUAAUCAAAUUGCAACAAAGAUUACGGAACCCGCUAAACGAUAAGUAAAUUUAAACGUAAUCAGAAACCGCAACGUAACAGAAAUACUUUUUCCAAAAAAAAAAAAAAAAAAAAUGAAACAAAACAAAAAAAUCUUUUUAAACGUAUUACAUAAAUUUAUAAAAUUAUAUAUACAAACCAGCUUAUAUAUAUAUACGGAUAUAUAGAGACAUUUAACGUGACUAGUUUUGAAAUCGUUUUAGGUCAUACGAGUAAUGACAUCGAAGCAUUUUGUAAAUACCACAGCAGACGGCAACACUUUCUACUUUCUUAUGAUAAACCAAUGAGGAUCAAGUCCUUUCUUAAGCAAAUCUUACAAGCCCCAUCUUGAGCUGUACUUUGAGCCAGACCAGAACAGACCAUAUUCCCUAUAAAGUCUUUACCGAAACCAAAACAAACGCAUAACUAACGUGUACUAUAUGAUUUCGAUGUCGAGCUGAUUUCCAAGCCGAAAGAAGAACGUUUCGCAAUAUCACUGCCAACAAAGAACAAAAAAAUCAGAACUUCGCAAGAGAUAUAUCCUCUCAAAAUGUAUUAUGCAAUUGUUUUUUUUUCGAGAAGCGGAAGUUCCAAGAGUUUCCCCUAUAUUACCCCGAUUCUGCAUUAAAAACUAUAUAUCGAAAAACAGUAUUACAAAUAACAACAAAAAAACAAGCGAAACACAAAAGUAUGGUUACAUUUAAAUUUUAGCAAAAAAGUUGUCGAAUUGAAAACUAAAAACAUUAAAAAAAAACCAAAACAAAGAGUUUAUAAGUCGAUAAACACAGAACAAGCAGGUGGACUUUUGGUUCGAGCCCUGGCAAAAAGUUAACAAUGAAUUUUAAAUCUUAUGUUAGUUUACGUUUGACCUUUGACCUUAUGUUGGCUGUUUUUUGAGGCACAAUAUUAAAGUACAAUUUUCAUGUGCGUACCUAUGUUGCGGGGAGCAGGGAAUGUAUUUUCGUAGCUAGUUGGUGUGCCUAGUUUUAAUGCAUCUAUCGACACCAAUUCUCACAUGAACAUGAACAGAAAAACACACAUUAACUUUACUAGCAUUUAAGCAUUUUCCAGUUCUCCUUAGAAAAACAUUUACCAUUUUAUUUCUUUGCAAAUCAGUGAUUUAUCCAUUUUAUUUUAAAGCUUAGUUGUUGAACAGGGCUAAAACAGAUAUCUAUAUAAAUUUAGUAUCAAAGCUUAAAGGUAAAUAAUUGCUUUUGAAAUGUCUGAGAUUUUUGGACAGCCCCCACAUAAGUUCCUAUGUUUUUUAUAACAGUUCUGACCCGUUUCAAGAUCCGAUUUCCGAACUAAAAAAAUCACAGCCUCAUACUUCCGAUUCAGUCCCUAAAAACUUGACUUUUACGCGUCACUCAGGCUGCUACUUGGAAUUGAGAAUUCGACAACCGCUUUUGCAUUAUUAAAGGUGGCGGGGAUCGGCUGAUCGGGGCCCCAAAAACAAAACAAUGUCUGUUUCCAUGGUUUGUUAAAUUAAUUUUAGGCAUUCAGGUAAGGCACAACAAUGUCCUGGCUAAAAAGGACGCGCGGAGCGAAGAAAUAUUUAAUUGUGAAUGUUUCUCUUCGGUUUCUUACUUUGCAGAACGGACAGAUAUAAGACUUUUUGAACCAAAAAACAAAAUAUAUAAGUACAUUUAA